UUUUUUUUUGAUGAUUUUUACACAUUCACAUAUUUCAAUUUAAUAAUUUAAAGGAACAUUAAUUUCCUUCUAUCAAAUGCAAAAUCAAAUAAUUUCUUUACAAAAAUUGUAAAAUUUCUAUAUCUCUUCUUUCUAGUUCAGAUACUUUGAUAAUUUCUACAUCUUAAUUCUCCACAAUUAUAAUUUGAAAUUCACUGAACGAUGUCUUAUUAUGAAAUGAGCUUGUCAAUCAUAACAUUCGUUACAAAAACUCUGUACAAACAUCUUUCACCUUUAAGUGAAUCAGUAUUAUUCGAUUUUCAUUUCAAAUUUGACAUGUAUGGUCUUGAUAAUUGUGGCUUAUAAUAAUUACAACAUUAUUUUCGAAAUUUAACUUUAUAAAAAUUAAAGAUUUUUAAAACAAAAAUUAACUAUUAAUUCAAACAGUGUAAAAACAGGAAUAUACAAUUGAUAAACGUAAACAUAAAAAAUAAUAUUCAAAUUAUGAAACAAUAAAACGCUAAUGCAUUUAAUCAAGCGCGUAUUCAUUUUGAAAAUUGUAUAAAUUAAAACAAUUAAUCUUAUUGGAUAAAAUAUGAUAUAAAUUGCUAGGCAAAUAUUCUUCUACUUAUUUCUCACACUACAUCUCAAGCUUAUAUUUCAUCAACAAAUUCUUGAAUAGUUCACAAUGUUACGAACAAAAAUAGGAGAGAUACAAAAUGAUAAAAUAUUGCAAAGAAAUAAGUUGCAACGAUUAUCAAAUAUUGCUUUACAACAAAUACGAAGUUCACUAUAUAGUUAUACACAACACCAAACAGUUACAAAUUCAAUACAACAGAAACAAUUGUCACAAUUUCAAAAAGAAAUCAUAAAACAAAAAUUUUCAUCUAAAAAUGUGUAUAAUGCUAUGAAUAUCGAAUCUUUGAAAAUACGGAAAACAAUUCCAAAAUCAGUACAGCAGAAACAAUUGACACCCUCGUCACAGUUACAAAUUCAAAAACAAGCUACAAAACAAAAAUCUUUAUCUAAAAAUGUGUAUAGUGUUAUGAAUGUUGAAUCUUUGAAAAAGCGACGAAAAACAAUUACAAAUCAGGUACAACAAAAAUUAAAAUAUUUGUUUUCAUCACAAUUUCAAAAAAAAGUUACGAAACAAAAAUUUUCAUCAAAAAAUGUGCGUAACGUUGAAUCUUUGAAACCACAACGAAAAAUAAUUACAAAUUCUGUGCAACAAAAACAAUUGUCAUCUUCAUCACAAUUUCAAAAAAAGAUUACAAAACAAAAAUCUUCAUAUAAAAAUGUGCAUAGUGUUAUAAAUAUCGAAUCUUUGAAAGAAAGACAGAAAACAACUACAAAUUCAGUACACCAAAAGAAAAUAUUAUCCUCGUCACAGUUACAAUUUCAAAAAGAAAUUUCGAAAGAAAAAUCUCUAACUAAAAAUAAACAUAAUAUAAUGAAUGUUAAAUCUUUGAAAUCUCCAUCGAUUUGUGAAAUUUCAAUAAAUGAACAAUGUUCUUCUUCACAAAGUGAAUCAGAAUAUAAGUUUUCAGAAAACGAUGUUUCUGUUAAAAAAAAUAUUCAUAAUUUGAUAAAUAAUAAGGUACGACAUCAAAUAAAAGGAAAUAUUGCAAAAAUGUUAGUUGUAUUUAUUAAUGGUGAACAGAGAUUAAUUACAUUCGAAAUACCUCACGAAGAUUGUACAGUUCAAGAUUUAUUGAAACAGGCAAAUAUCAUGCUUUCUGAGAAAUCAAGUAUUUCAUUAAUUUCUAAUCCUACUUUGGAUAUAAAUUAUUUAGUAAAAAUUGGAUCUGAUACAAUUACAUCAUUUGACAUAAGUAAAAAUGAUGAUAAUUCUCAAAAUAAUAUAAAUAAUAGUUUAAAUAAUUCUAGUAGAUUACCAGAUAAAAAUAUUGAUUCUGUACAACAAAAUAAGACAAACAAUGAGCAUAAUUCAUCAAUAAAAUCAGAAAAAUUGGAACAAGAUGUGUCUAUGCAUAAACAUAAAAGAAAAAAAAGAACUGCUUCAAAAUCAAGGCAGAAUCAUGAAGAACCAGAAUGUUUAACAAUAUCAUCUGAUGAAGAGGAAAAAAGCAAAGAAAAAUCAAAUUCUAGUAACAAUACAUUUUUAAACGACAUGAAUAAUGAUUAUAGUAAUGAAAUGGAUAUCAUUCUUGAGAAGAAACCAAUAAUUACGAACAAUUCUAUUUCCGAUACAAUUUCCGAUUAUGCAGGAUGCACGAAAAUAGAAAAUAUUCCAGAUAAUAUUAUACAACCUCCAUGUACUUCUUUAUUAUGUAAAAUGGUAAGAAUAGGUUCUUAUAAAUAUAUUCCUCGGGAUAGAAUCUUAAUCUCACAAAAUGGAAUCCGAUUUAAUAUACCUUUAUUGGAAGAUGAAAAAACUUUUGUAACAUUAGAUGUUAAGGUUCGAGAUAUAGUAAAAGUACUAAUUCAUUUUGGUAAAUCAAUGCCAGUGCUUUUCUUUUAUACAUCUAUUAAUACUGGAGCUAUGAUUCGUGAAUUAUUAGGAAUGCAGGAUCCAAAAGGACCAUACUAUGAUCCGGCUGGAAAAGAUCAUACACAUAAACGAAUAACUUUACUGCCAGAAAAAUUAUCAGAAGAAUCAAAAGUUGUAUUAAAAACAUUGUUUACGCGAAGAAACUUAUUAGAAGAAUUAAAUGCGAAAGAAGCACAUGAUAUUUUUGAAGGAUCAUCGCCGAAAAAUAAUGUACAAAUGAAAAACCUAUCGAAGAGAAAAAUCCAAACACAGAUAACAGCUAAUUCAAAUAAUACUAGUAUACAAACAAUAAUUAUAUAUCCCUUACCACCUGCUAAAGGUGGUAUAGCCAUUACUACUGAGGACUAUUUAUGUCUUGGGGAAGAUCAAUUUUUAAAUGAUGUAAUUAUAGACUUCUAUCUAAAAUAUUUGACAUUGGAAGUUCUAUCAGAAUCUGAUCAACAGAGAACUCAUGUAUUUAGUUCGUAUUUUUAUAAGCGAUUGACAAGUCCACACACUCAAGCAGUUGAAAAUAAUGUGCCUCUUACACCUGCUGCUAAAAGACAUGCAAGAGUUCAGAAGUGGACGAAAAAUGUCAAUAUAUUUGAAAAAGAUUUUAUUAUAAUUCCUAUAAAUGAACAUGCUCAUUGGUUUUUGGCUAUUAUUUGUUUUCCCGGAUUAGUGGGUAAAGUUUUUGCACAAAGUAAACGAUCUGAUGAAAAUGAUAUUCGUAAAACUGUACAAAAAAGUAAAAAAUUAAAAGAAGUAAAACUUCAAACUGUUACUAUUGGAAGUACAACUCUCAAACCAGUGACGACUACUGUAACUAUAGAUCAGGGUGAUGAUGGUUCAGAAAGGGAUAAUGGAGAGAUGGAAAUAAUUAGCAAAGAUGACGAUGAAUUAGAAAUAAUAGAAAAUAAAAAUUUAUCGCCAAAAAUGAAACAAAAUGUACUACAGGAAAAAGAUAUUAUAAAAAUACCCUGCAUAUUAAUAUUUGACUCUCUUGCUGGAACAAAUAGAAUGCAUGUAAUAGCUACAUUAAGAGAUUAUUUAAGUUGUGAAUAUAUAGCAAAAACGGGAUGUGAAAAAAUAUUUUCAAAAGAUACUAUUAAAGGAGCAUUAUUAAAAGUUCCUCAGCAAUCAAAUUUCACUGAUUGUGGAUUAUAUAUAUUACAAUAUGUAGAAAGCUUUUUUAAGAAUCCCAUUAAAGAUUAUACUUUACCAAUAAAUACAUUGAAAGAUUGGUUUGAGGAAAUAGUAGUAACAAGAAAAAGAGAAGAAUUAUCAAAAUUAUUAAUUAAAUUGAUGAAUGGAAGAAAAAGAGACAAAAAUAUAAUAAUACCUGCUGUAAACUUUCCUACUCAAGAUGGUAAACUAAAAAUUAAGGCUAAAAAUCAUGUUGAUGCGAAAUCUGUAAAAACUAAUGUUAAAGAUAAAUAAAGUCUAUUUUAGAUGGAAAAAAUCGUAAUAAAUAAUAAUAAUAAUAUAUCAAAUUAAAAUACAAAAUCAAUUAUUGAAAUGGUAAAUAAAACUACAAAUCAGAUUGCAUGCAUUCUAUUUUUGUUCAUUUGAAAAUAAUUUGAUAGAAAUUGAUUGAUUUUAAAACUCCUUGAUGAUAAAUUUCUAAUUAUUUAAUUAAAUAAUUAGUUAUUCUACAAUGAAAUUUAUAUAUAUAUUAAGAGAUCGAUAUAAAUAUAUU
Molecule: messenger RNA, 4169 nt
Organism: Apis cerana (Asiatic honeybee)
Lineage: Eukaryota; Metazoa; Arthropoda; Insecta; Hymenoptera; Apidae
Product: sentrin-specific protease 7
Biological process (GO): proteolysis; protein desumoylation
Cellular component (GO): cytoplasm; nucleus
Molecular function (GO): SUMO-specific endopeptidase activity
Source: RefSeq, a predicted model, not a curated record